Chrysochloris asiatica (Cape golden mole) is the source of this 2427-nucleotide messenger RNA. RefSeq names its product cytoplasmic polyadenylation element binding protein 1 (gene CPEB1). The record is from RefSeq and is a predicted model, not a curated record. Gene Ontology annotation, cellular component: nucleus; synapse; neuron projection. NCBI's taxonomy places the organism in Eukaryota, Metazoa, Chordata, Mammalia, Afrosoricida, Chrysochloridae. Gene Ontology annotation, molecular function: translation factor activity, RNA binding; ribosome binding; mRNA 3'-UTR binding. The transcript is spliced from 12 exons. Gene Ontology annotation, biological process: negative regulation of cytoplasmic translation. Bases 1 to 1701 code for a protein of 566 amino acids.
AUGUUUUUUUCUGUUGAAGAAGAAACAGGAAGGAUUAAAGAUUGCUGGGACAACCAGACAACACCAGCACUCUCCACGUGUAGCAAUGCCAAUAUCUUUCGAAGGAUAAAUGGCAUACUGGAUAAUUCUCUGGACUUCAGUAGAGUCUGCACUACACCUGUAAAUCGAGGAAUUCAUGAGCAUUUGACAGACUUCCAGGACUCUGAAGAAACAGUUACGAACAGGAUGCUUUUCCCCACCUCUGCGCAAGAAUCUUCCCAUGGCCUCCCAGAUGCAAAUGACUUGUGCCUUGGCCUGCAGUCCCUUAGUCUGACCGGCUGGGACCGACCCUGGAGCACCCAGGACUCAGAUUCCUCAGCCCAGAGCAGCACACACUCGGUACUGAGCAUGCUCCAUAAACCGCUGGGAAACGUCCUGGGAAAACCCCCCUUGAGCUUCCUGCCUCUGGAUCCCCUUGGGACUGACUUGAUGGACAAGUUUCCAGCACCCUCAGUGAGAGGAGCCCGCCUGGACACCCGGCCCAUCCUGGACUCCCGUUCUAGCAGCCCCUCUGACUCAGAUACCAGUGGCUUCAGCUCUGGAUCAGAUCAUCUCUCAGAUUUGAUUUCAAGCCUUCGCAUUUCCCCUCCUCUUCCCUUCCUGUCUCUGACGGGGGGUGGUCCCAGAGACCCUUUAAAGAUGGGGGUUGCAUCCCGGAUGGACCAAGAGCAAGCUGCUCUCGCUGCAGUUACACCCUCCCCAACCAGUGCAUCAAAGAAAUGGCCAGGAGCUUCUGUGUGGCCAUCCUGGGAUCUUCUCGAAGCUCCCAAAGACCCCUUCAGCAUAGAGAGAGAGGCCAGGCUGCACCGGCAAGCUGCAGCUGUGAAUGAAGCCACUUGUACCUGGAGCGGCCAGCUUCCUCCCCGGAACUACAAGAACCCUAUCUACUCUUGCAAAGUGUUUCUAGGAGGUGUUCCCUGGGAUAUUACGGAAGCUGGAUUGGUUAACACCUUCCGUGUUUUUGGCUCUUUGAGUGUGGAGUGGCCUGGUAAGGAUGGCAAGCAUCCCCGGUGUCCUCCCAAAGGUAAUAUGCCUAAAGGGUAUGUGUAUCUGGUCUUUGAACUAGAGAAGUCUGUCCGAGCCUUGCUACAGGCUUGCUCUCAUGACCCGCUGAGCCCAGAUGGCCUGAGUGAAUAUUAUUUCAAGAUGUCCAGCCGAAGGAUGCGCUGCAAGGAGGUACAGGUAAUCCCCUGGGUCUUGGCUGACAGCAAUUUUGUCCGGAGUCCAUCUCAGAGACUUGACCCCAGCAGGACGGUGUUUGUUGGCGCACUGCACGGAAUGCUUAAUGCUGAGGCUCUGGCGGCCAUCUUGAAUGACCUAUUUGGUGGAGUGGUGUAUGCUGGGAUUGACACAGAUAAGCACAAGUAUCCCAUUGGGUCUGGUCGUGUGACUUUCAACAACCAACGCAGUUACCUGAAAGCAGUCAGUGCAGCUUUUGUGGAGAUCAAAACCACCAAGUUUACCAAGAAGGUUCAGAUUGACCCCUACCUAGAAGACUCUCUGUGUCACAUCUGCAGCUCUCAGCCUGGUCCUUUCUUCUGUCGGGAUCAGGUCUGCUUCAAGUACUUCUGUCGGAGCUGCUGGCACUGGAGACACAGCCUGGAGGGCCUGCGCCACCACAGCCCACUGAUGAGGAACCAGAAGAACCGAGACUCCAGCUAGAAGAGCUGGUCCUGGCCUGUGGCGCCCAAGGCUGGCCCUUCAGGCAGCAGCCUGCACCACCCCGCCACUGGUGGCCAGGGAGCUGGCUUCCCGAGGACAAGGGAAAAUUGUAGUCACCUUUGCACUUGCUGAAUCUGUCUUUGUUUCUGCACUAAUUACUGCACAAUGAGUUUUGUCGGGUUUUGUUUUCAGGGGGAUGUGCCAGGGGAAGACCCCUCUGGCUCACCCUCCAAGCGACUCUGCAGUUUUCCCAGAUUUUAGUUCCUCAUUUUGCCAAUGAAAAGCAAAAAAAGAACUACGUGUCCAGAAGGUGUUGACACGGAUGCCUACAUCUAGGUUUAUUUAUUAAAAGCGCUUUUUUACAUUCCUUGCAAUACUGAUGGUGAUGCCGCGCAGGUCUCAUUGGUCUCAUUCUUGCAGUUGCCAUACAGUGCCUUUCCAUUUAUUUACCCCCACCUGAACGGCAUAAACUGAGUGUUCAGCUGGUGUUUUUUACUGUAAACAAUAAGGAGACUUUGCUCUUCAUUUAAACCAAAAUCAUAUUUCAUAUUUUACGCUCGAGGGUUUUUACCGGUUCCUUUUUACACUCCUUAAAACAGUUUUUAAGUCGUUUGGAACAAGAGAUUUUUUUCUUUCCUGGCAGCUUUUAACAUUAUAGCAAAUUUGUGUCUGGGGGACUGCUGGUCACCGUUUCUCACAGUUGCAAAUCAAGGCAUUUGCAACCAA